Messenger RNA from Phytomonas sp. Hart1, 324 nucleotides. The record is from the annotation of a GenBank genome assembly. Lineage: Eukaryota; Euglenozoa; Kinetoplastea; Trypanosomatida; Trypanosomatidae.
AUGCAUCCUUCUGGCGUGAUGGGGAUGGGAAUGGGUGGGGGUGCUUUGAGCGCUGUCGUCAUCACCACCAGGCGGUGGGUCUCAGUCCGUACGGCGAACAUUUUCAGCCAGGUGGGUAUUAGUCACGCCCGCCUCGUGUCGUGGACACCGCACACCACGGACAAGAAGCAGGAGGCCUUCGCCAAGAUGGCGAGGUCGAACUUCAACGACCCUACCCCACAGAGCUUCGAGCAGGAACUGGAAGCCUAUCGUGCACAUCAUCGCCCGAACAUUUACAUUUACAAGUUUAACGUAUCGUCAACACGUGUAUUCCUUCGAGAGUAA